Messenger RNA from Aspergillus oryzae RIB40, 576 nucleotides. RefSeq lists its product as uncharacterized. Lineage: Eukaryota; Fungi; Ascomycota; Eurotiomycetes; Eurotiales; Aspergillaceae. The coding region runs from base 1 to 576 and encodes 191 amino acids. The transcript has 4 exons. Gene Ontology annotation, molecular function: catalytic activity. The record is from RefSeq and is a predicted model, not a curated record.
AUGGCUGCUUUUCAGAAUCUUGUUCGAUUUGCCGUCGGAGACCGCGCACACUAUAGAGGACUCAUUGAGGCCGUCGAUGGGAAAUAUAAGGUGCAGCGAUUCGAUGGAACUCCGUUCGACGGAGUGGUGAAAACAAAUGAGGAGCAUGAAGUUGAGACUCUACUAUCCCCAAUCGAAAGCACCCCGAAUGUGAUAUACAUUGGAUUAAACUACAAGGCGCAUGCCCAGGAAUCCAAGCUCCCGGUACCGACCUAUCCUCCCGUCUUCACCAAGCCAGCGGAUGCCCUCGCCAGCCCUUUCGAGAAGAUUGAAAUUCACCCGGACGCGCAGCCGCUGCUCGACUACGAGGGCGAGUUGACUGUGGUCAUCGGCAAAGAUGCCAAAAACGUGACGGAGGAGGAAGCGUUAGAUUAUGUGCUGGGGUACACAGCCGGAAACGGUCACUCGCCUAGGGAUAUCUCCACGCUAUCUGUACGAACUUCAGCGGCGCAAGAUCAGUCCACGAGAGAUCGCGAAUCUAGGUUCUCUGCAGCUGGUGAUAAGCACUGGAAUGGUUUUGCCCGACUCCCUUUUUGA